AUGGACAGGAGAGACAGCGCGCAGAGUGACAUUCCGAGACGGUCCUCUGACGGCUCUGUCGCAUCGCAAGCCACGCCGCCAGCAUCCACAUCUCCGCUCCCGGCUUUCAAUCGCCCCGAACUAUUCCAUUCUCUUCGUCCCAUGGCCAGCACCGAAAGUUUGAACGGUUCUUUCACCAGCAAGCCUUGCACAACAUGCUCUGGUGAACCCGCACGCCGCCGCUGCUCUCGCUGCAAGGCCGCGUACUACUGCGACCGCAACUGCCAAAAGUCGGACUGGAAGACCCACCGCAACGUCUGCGAACCCAUCACGCAGACCUACUCCGCACCUGCUACACCCAACUUCUCCAACCCUGCCAGCCCAACCAAUGAGUCUUGA
Molecule: messenger RNA, 378 nt
Organism: Alternaria arborescens
Lineage: Eukaryota; Fungi; Ascomycota; Dothideomycetes; Pleosporales; Pleosporaceae
Exons: 3
Coding region: 1-378 (125 amino acids)
Cellular component (GO): cytoplasm
Source: RefSeq, a predicted model, not a curated record